UGUUUCUUCCCAGGCUAUCUCCCUGCACCCAGGUGAUGGAUGUGCAAUGCCCUGAGUGAAUUCAGUUGUUGUGGGGCAGCUGGAGUGACUCUCACCUGGACAGUACAAGGCUGCAGCCAUGGAGGUGCUGCCUGAGCUCUACUCCAUCUUCCAGGGAGAGGUUGCUGCAGUGACAGAAUAUGGGGCCUUCAUCAAAAUCCCAGGCUGCAGGAAGCAAGGCCUUGUCCACAGGACCCACAUGUCCUCCUGCCGUGUGGAUAAGCCAUCGGAGAUAGUAGAUGUUGGAGACAAAGUAUGGGUGAAGCUGAUUGGGAAGGAGAUGAAGGAUGACAAGCUGAAGCUUUCCCUCUCCAUGAAGGUUGUUAACCAAGGCACAGGAAAAGACCUCGAUCCAAACAAUGUUUCCCUUGAUCAGGAUGAGAGGAGAAGACGCAUGUUCAGGGACUACACGAGUCAGAAGAUCACACUGGAAGCUGUCCUGAACACCGUGUGCAAGAAGUGUGGCUGCAAAGGUCAUUUUGCCAGGGAGUGCUAUGUGCAGCCUGGAGGUACCAAAUACAGCCUCAUUCCAGAAGAGGAGGAAGAGGAGGUGGCAGCAGCAGGACAUGAAAGACAGAAAAAGACCAGCCUAGCUGAUGAGCCUUCAAAGAAAAGGAAAAAGGAGAAGAAGAGAAAGAAGCGCAAGCAUCAGCCCUCCUCCUCCUCAUCAUCAUCAUCCUCCUCCUCCUCGGCCUCAGACAGCUCAGACUCAGACAGUGAUGGGGCUCAGCCAGCCAGCAAGAGGAGAAAGCACUCGAGAAAGGGCAGCAAGGCCCAGAAGAAGAAGAAGAAGCAGAAGAAGCAUAAGAAGAAGGCCUGAGUCUGAGCAGGCUGGUGGGGUACCAGCGGUGUGAGCCCCUGAUGUGCACCACGAGGCGUGAGCAGAACUGAACAGCACAGCCACCAUUAAAUAGCCUCCAUCUGCUUUGGGAUGCUCUGCCCCAUGCCUUUCCAAUGGGAGUUGUGUACCACAGUGCUCACCUUGGAGUAAUCUCCAUACACCCCUUCCUCAGCACCAGGCCUGGCUGCAGCCUCGUGUCCCUCUGGUGCUGCCCGUUCGUUGUGAAAGGUGGAGCAGUUCAGUGUAUGUCCUGUGUCCUCCCAGUGCAGUGCCUCUUGGCUUUAGGCUUAAACCCUCCCCUGGCCUCACUCAUGUUGGCUGUGAACAUUGGGAGUGGAAAAGUAAGGAGCAAAGAGGUGAAUGGAGGUAUUUUAAGUAAACAUUAACUGUGGUGUGUUGGCACCAUGCUAAGGGAUGGAAAAUAAACCUCUCCAACCUCCAGCUGCA
This is a messenger RNA of Neopsephotus bourkii (Bourke's parrot), 1327 nucleotides long. RefSeq names its product zinc finger CCHC-type containing 17 (gene ZCCHC17). The transcript has 7 exons. The coding region runs from base 119 to 859 and encodes 246 amino acids. Lineage: Eukaryota; Metazoa; Chordata; Aves; Psittaciformes; Psittacidae. Gene Ontology annotation, molecular function: zinc ion binding; RNA binding. The record is from RefSeq and is a predicted model, not a curated record. Gene Ontology annotation, biological process: RNA stabilization.